Molecule: messenger RNA, 216 nt
Organism: Prunus armeniaca (apricot)
Lineage: Eukaryota; Viridiplantae; Streptophyta; Magnoliopsida; Rosales; Rosaceae
Source: the annotation of a GenBank genome assembly
AUGGCUCUCUCUCCCCUACCUCCAACUGCCACCAUAUUCACUGGCCUUCGCUCCACCACCACCACCACCACUUCUCUCCCCAAACACCUUCACCGCCCCAAAACUUCUACGAGAAGAUCAUGGGGGAGUUCAUCGGGGACCCCACCUUCUCUCUACCCUUCUGGAUGGAGAUUUUCAUCGAGUUCUUGUUCUAUGACAAGAAGAAGAAUCUGGUGA